This is a messenger RNA of Strongylocentrotus purpuratus (purple sea urchin), 4015 nucleotides long. RefSeq names its product protein FAM167A-like. NCBI's taxonomy places the organism in Eukaryota, Metazoa, Echinodermata, Echinoidea, Camarodonta, Strongylocentrotidae. The transcript is spliced from 4 exons. The record is from RefSeq and is a predicted model, not a curated record. Bases 1715 to 2365 code for a protein of 216 amino acids.
UGCGAGCUCAGGAGUUUGAGGGAAAACAGAAAACUCGACUCUUUUGUUAGGUGUUGCUCAAGAACACUUCGAGUGGGUUUUGAUACAUGGUGUACACAGAAAAGGUCAGUUCAGUGAUUCGUGUAAAGAGGACUACUAUAGAUUCAGAAGUGUAUCGUCGAGAUAUAAAGAACAUUCAAAGAAAGAGUGAAACCUUUUAGUUCCAAAGACAUCUCUUGAGAAGGGAGGUUUUAUUUUCUCGUUAGGACUGGUUGUAUGCACACAAAUUAUCUUUUCUUCUGACAACAAACAAAACAUUACCUUGUUUAAUUCAUCAAUGCCCAAUGAUCUUGGGAGAGAAAAAGGAAGAUAUUCGACUACAAUGUAGCAUUUGACAUGUCUAAUUAAGUUGGCUAAGAAGUUUCCAUCAUCAUCAUAGAGCAACAAGGCGAACUAUACAAAUGCUGACUGCUCACUGUGCUCAGUGGAUAACUAAUCCAAAUUAAGAUUGCUGGUUGUUCAUCGCAGUGUCCUACAUUUUCUCUGGCAGCCUCAAGACUGAAAGGAAAUAGGACACACUGUCUGGAACGUUGAUUUGCUGUUUCAAGCAAAAGACAUUUUAAGAUAUGGUUGUUCUGAUGAGCAUCGUCAGUGCGUGCCCCCUUCUGAAGACAAUGCAUGACUACUGAUGACAUCUAUGUAAUAAUCUUUAGUGUGGUGGUUCAGGAAUGCAGCACGAAUGAUAGAUGGAAUGAAUUAAUCUCUCUCAAAUGUUGACAACGUUCGAAUAUUGUUUUCGACGUCACGUUCUUCAGAGAACCUGAUAAAUGUAAAAGGUCUCGUGGCAAAUACACACUAAUCAUUCUAGCCUCGCUGCGGACUUUACACGGAUGAUUCGUUAAUGGUUGGCGUGCAGAUUUGGAUGAUGCUUCGAUUGUUCCUCAUGAUGAUUAAUCAAAUCGAUUCAGUCGUCUCCUGCACAUAAUCAUAGAUCAACAACUAUUAUCGCAUUGGUAUUUCUCCGACGGAUCAUCGCGAAGAUGGGGUAUUAGGAGAUUGGGCGACUUAUGACGAGUAUCUAUGAUCCUCCAUCAGUCAAAAUCUGCGAAAGGAAUAGUCACGGUUUGAUGAUUAUCCUUAAGGGAUUUCAAGAAAAUUUGUCGCCGUCUGCCUUCAGAAGAGUUAGAGUUUUGUUUGGAUUAUGUUCUGUGCCUUUUAUACCUGUAUUAACGGAAGUUAUGAGUCAUUGAGAAUUAAUCCCUAUCAAAACAACCCGAGAGUGUCAAACCGAAUUGGACAAACCUCUACAAGGAACGCAAUACAAAUUGUAUGUUUGACAACUUUUCAAUAAACUCAGCUCCUCGACAGAAGUACUUGUGUAGUCCUCUCUAGAGUAACUUUCGAAGGGAAUAAGUGAUCCCAGCUAACAUUUAUAUCAUAUGUAGGUGACGAAAACGGUGAAUGACACACACAGCCUGCAACUUACAACAUUUUCGCAAAAAAGAAUAAUUUCAUCAUCGUCAUUUGUAAUUUUUGCUGGUUCUCGGAGUCGCCUGUGCCCCGUGGAUAUCAACAACACAAAUCAUCGCCGUGCUCUUUUGAUCAACUCGUAAAAUUUAUGAGUGGCAUACAAGCAAAACGUUGCUGAUGAUUUCGUGACAGACCUAGCAAGAUUUUUUUAUUUUUAACUUAAAUUGAAGGUGUCUUCCACUUGGAGUCAGGGAAUCUUUCCAACAUGAGUGCUCCACAGAUCUUAAUCAACGGGUCCCUAGCCCAGACCGAGACCGUGCACCCCAAACUCCUCAUGACACGGGACCUCGUGACGAUCAAGGAGGAUGAGGAGGUCGCCGGCCUCAACGAACUCAAGAAGAUGACGACGCGGUUACGCCUUUCGACCAGGCGACCCUCCAUCAUGCAAUGGAGGGAGAAUCUAACGAACUUCCAACAGAACAUGGCCUUGGUUAAGCAAGCUGGACUUGAAAGCGAUGAUAGCGGGGAAGAUGAAUGCGACGAUGAUGUCGAUAGAAAAUCGGACGACAGUGAGAUUCUGACGGACGACCAGGAGAGGAGAAAGAAAGUCGACGACGCUAUCACGUGGAUUAGGCAAGAAUUGAUUGCAAUGAAGACACAGGAUCACCAAUUGGCCAUGCAACUCAUGAAGCUCCGGGGAGAAAUACAGGCGCUCAAACUACAGAAAACCAGCGACGAUCAUCGAGAGCUGAUAGAGGACGCCCGCUACAGCAUGGUAGAGGAGAGUGUGGAGCUCAAGAGCGCGCUCUUUGAUUUGCCUAUGAACAAUAACUUCUACCCAAUCGGGGAGGAUCCAUUGAAAGACAUUGGGGUGACCCGGAUGAACUUGAAUAGUCGGAGAUUCUCAUUACGAUAGCCGAGUUUAUACGAUUGGCUGACCUGCAGGCGUGUUUGGUCACGUGACUUUUAUUGCAAUAAUGACCGAGUUGCACUGCCUGCUUCCGGGGCCUGCUUGCCUGCCGUAAAUGAAAAACCAUAUAGAUUGUCAUAAAAUUAUAGUAAUGAAAAUAUAAUAAACUUUACGGUAACCUUGGAUUGAUUCAUAUAAAGCGAAGGAAUGCCUCUUCGUUAUGAGAUAAUUUGCAGUGGAUCUUCCCACAUCAGAGACAUGGAGACAGAAAGGAGGGGACCAGAAAACGAACAUUAUAUUGAAAACAGACAUAAUUUUAUCUUUAUUAUUUUAGCGCUCUUUUAAUGGACGACGAUUUCAUUAAGUAAUAACUUUCCUGACCCUAAAACAUCACCAAGUAUCAUCUUCGAGCCAACAUAUGUUUUGUCUUAACAGUGGAGUCCCUCUCUAAAUCCCCUGAAACAAAAUACGGUACUACAGUAUAUGCAAAUAUUGACGAUUCAAUUUUCUACUCAACAGCAUGACACAGUGUACCUAUAUACGCCCAUUCGCGAGACCGACAAUACCGUUCUAGAGAACCUUCUGCAAAUUUAUCCGAAGGCCCCACAGACCAACGUGUUGGCGCCGUGGGUUGUCUGUCUAUACUUGGAUAUCCCACACAGUGCCUAGACUGAAUAACAGUUCCAAUCACAUUUUACUUAAACUCGAUGGGUAUUUUUAAUUCUAAUAAUUGCCUUUGUAUCUAUCAAAAACUUACCCAGUACGAAUAAAGAUGACAGAUUUAGGGCAAAACAUGUGACAUGGACAUGGAGACAUCGUAUAUUACACAUUUUGAAAUUGUUUUAGUAAUUCAGCAUUUUGACGAAUGAAGACAAAUUCUAGUUGUUUAAAUGUUUUUAUUGUCUUCCUCGCGUCGUUAUUGAGCAAGAAUAUGGUUCAUAAAGCUAAUUCUUAAACCGAGUGUAAUGGGGGGUUUUUUUCUCAUUAUUUAUUGUGUUAAAUUACAUAAGGAAAACUGUAUUGUGUUCUCAAUCGACAUUUGUUAUUAAUGAGUGCAUUACUAAGUAAUUUGAUAUUUUUUAAAGGUGACUUAUUAUGUGAUAAUGUUUGUCUGACGAUUGAUCAGAUUUAGUACGUCAAAGAUCAAAUAUUGAUAUAUUUGCUUUACUUUGAAGUGGUCCAUUUGAUAUAAUCUUCCAUACUUGCUAGGUUUUUUUAUUACUUAGUAAAUGAUAUUGAUAUCAAGAUAAUUCCUCUUUCCGCGUUAAAUUCGAUGAAUUGUGAGAAUUUUAUCUGAUACUCUGAGCAUUGUACAGUACUUUACUGUGCUUUUAGUUUCAACCGUUACACGUUUUACAAUGGACACGGUUUUAUAGAUGCAACACAGUGUUGGUUAAAAAAAAAGGAUUGCCACUGGUGAAUUCCUUGAUAACCAAUCAUUUAGGAUCUACCUCUGUAUAAUGUGUUAUUUAAUUUGGAAAAUGUAACAAGAAUGACAUCGCUUGUUGGUCCAUAAUGAUUAUGAUUAAAAUUCACAUCUUCCAGUCUAAUGUUCAAUUUUUAUAUAAAUUAAACGGAGUCGGGCUAACUCAGACCAAAAAAAACUCGGCCCAGCUGCAAAAACGGUCAGUUUUGCAGGUUUAGGGUUAGGUUUAG